Chelonus insularis is the source of this 3154-nucleotide messenger RNA. It is a transcript of the gene Su(fu), whose product is annotated as suppressor of fused. Gene Ontology annotation, cellular component: nucleus; cytoplasm. Bases 325 to 1674 code for a protein of 449 amino acids. Lineage: Eukaryota; Metazoa; Arthropoda; Insecta; Hymenoptera; Braconidae. The record is from RefSeq and is a predicted model, not a curated record. Gene Ontology annotation, molecular function: transcription factor binding. The transcript is spliced from 6 exons.
UUUCCAACGGAACCUGACUUUUCGAUAGAUGAAUAAUUUUUCAUGAAGAAGUUUCUACUUUAUCUCAUGUCUUCCCCCACCAAUUGUUGCACAUUCCACACCAAGCAUCAAAAGAUGCGAUAUCUCGACACAUAAACAAAUCGUCUGUGAAAGAAGCAACACGUACAUAGAGUAGGGCAGAAUAAUUAUUGAUGUGUUCACCAAGUUUAUAGAGUUGUACAGAUUUGUUAUUCAGUGUUUACAAUUAUAGACAUUAGUCUUUAUUUCUUUCCAAUAUUUACCGGAGUGACUAUUCAUUCAAGCUCAACCAAAAAUUUGAUUUGGAUGUUUGGAACCAUGAGAGAAAGAGAAGAAUUUUCAAGUCUGCCACCAAUUCCAUCCACUGAGGCUCCAUUGUCUCGAGCUUUAGGUCUAGAAGCUUUGCACAAUGUUUGUAAAGAAAUUUAUCCAGAUCAAAGCAAUCCUUUGACUGUAACAGCAAUUAUAAAAUAUUGGUUGGGUGGUCCAGAUCCUUUAGAUUAUAUUAGUAUGUAUGAAAACCCUGGAUGUCCAGAACUUGGAGUUCCACCUCAUUGGCACUACAUUAGUUUGGGGCUUUCGGAUUUACAUGGAGAUGGAAGACUUCAUCCGAAAAGUAGUCCAGGACAGCCGAGUGGAUUUGGAUUUGAAUUAACAUUUAGACUAGUUCGAGAGUCUGGUGAAACAUCUCCACCAACCUGGCCAGCAAAUGUGAUGCAGCAAUUGGCAAAAUAUGUAUUUAACUCAGGGAAUAUGUUACUUCCGGGUGAUCAUGUAUCAUGGCAUUCUCCUUUAGGUAAAGAAAAUGGAAGAAUUACACAAAUUUUAAUGGGAAAGGAUGCUCAAUUUCUGGAUUCUAUUUCUACUCCACAUGGAGAGGUAUCAUUUGUUCAAAUAAUCGGAGUAACUUCCGAAGAGCUUCAAGCGGCACAGCAUUGGAAUGGCUUAGGAGUCAUAAAUCUUUUAAAAACAACACAAGACUGUGGCCCGUGGCUCGUGACAAACAUCAAUCGAUCACACUCCGCUAUGGAACAAGAUCCAACAGUUGCUGAAAAAAUACAAACUGGGAUUGAAAGGGAAGGGUCUAACUUAAGUGGAGUUUCAGCCAAGUGUUGGUGGGUUCAGAUGACGAAUAAUAUUAGUCCGGAAAAAUACAGAGAAAAGACUAAAGAUGUUUCGGAUGAUGAAGAAGAUGAUGUAGAAAAAGAAGAAAAUGAUGAUAGUAUUGAAAAUUGUCCACCUAGAACCUCUAUUAAAUCUGAUAAAUUAUCAUCGGAUCGCACAGAUCCAUCCAUUCUCAAUGAUAAUUUUACUGCUAAACCAUUAACCGGACUUCAUUUAACAUUUAAUUUAGAAGCUGGCAGCCUUCUUCCUCUUGCAAUCAAGGGAAGAAUAAUGCAUGGACGACAUUUUACAUUCAAAUCAGUGCUAUCACAUUCAGCAAUAACUGUCGUAGCAUCAUCAGUCACGGGAACUUUAGUUUCCUCAGAAAAACCCUAUGUAGUUCAAGGGCCUUGGCUUCAAGUACUCAUUCCUGAUGCUUUAGCUGUGAAAAUGGCCGAAGAAUUUCAAGUUUUCAGUCUUCCAAAUAUUCAAUUACCACGUACUUUCUCAUGGCCUGAAUAUAAUCUUGCGAUAACGAUCGUUACUGAUUGACAGACGAAUAAGAGUGAGUAUAAAUAGAACAGAAAGACAAAAAAAAAUAAUUGAGAAGAAUGCGAGAUUUAUUUAAUGAAAAAUAAUAGUCAAUAGAAAUAAUAACACGGCAACGAAAGGUAAAACAUAUAAUCUAACAUAACACAGAAUAUAAUUUAUUUUUACUGAUUAAUGAUAAAUAGGUGAUAUAGAUAAAUGCCAUCAAUUUUUUGUGGCUAAUAUAUAUAUAUUUUUAUAUAUAUAUAUAUAUAUAUAUAUAUAUAUAUAUAUAUAUAAUGUAUAUAUAAUGCGGAUAUGAAUAAACGAGAUUUUUACACAUUGUUGAUAUAAUGAAAAUUAAAAUUUAUGAACAUUUAUUUAUUUUUAGAAUAUUUUGUAACAAUUUUUCUUUAUAUUAAUCAUAUCAAAACUUUGUAGUAUUGCGUUUCUUACGUAUUCCAUGAGUUUUCUUUCGUGAAAUUGUUUUUACCCAUAAGCCGUUUUGAACAGAUGAAACAGAAUCAAGUUUCUCUUUUCUCCAAGAAAAUACAUUCAGUAGCCUUAGUGGAUUAUAUGGACCAUAGUUCUAUUAUUAAGUAAGAAAAUCAAAAUUACAAUGGAUCAGAUAAUAAAGGAAAUUUUUUUUUACUUUGUUGAUUGUGCCAAACAAGAACCGUCCAACGCCAAUCCAGAGAAUUACAACUAAACAAGCUGAUGCAAAGUCUUCUACGUCUUCAGUAUUAAUGGAACUAACAACGUUAACAAUCCCACGAAAUACAUUCGCAAAUGUUUGCAUUGCUUCUAUACAUAAAUCCCUCAAGAAACAUACAACUUGAAAUAAUAGAUUGAAGAUGACUAUUGCGAGAUCUAGUGAUCUUACUAAAAAUUCUAGCAUUAUAUCAGCUAAAAGUUCUGAUGUAUCCCAAAACCACAGGCUAGUUCCAUGGAAGACGUAAGCCAAUUGAUCAUAAAUAUUUUGCGCUCGACUAGGCAUUUUUAUAACAAUUUUUUUGUACUACCGUUAAUGCUACUAAUUUUUUUGUAUAAUUCAAAAACCGUUAAUUUUUGUUAUUUCACUAAACAUUUAACUGAGUAAAACACUUUUAGUCAACUUGAAAUUUAUGAAUAAAUCAUUGGUUAUAUUGUAAAAAAACAAACAUUUAGUCGUACGGUCUGAAUAUGACGGGAAAUCAUAAGAUAAAAAAUAAUAUUUCAGACAGCUGAUUGUUUCAUUAUGAUUUUUAAUCAAUUAAUUUAUUUUGUACAUACAUAAUGUUUUAUUUAUAUCGCUAUAAUAAUUAAGAUAAUUUCUUUUAUUAGUUAUUAUACGUAAUUAUGAAAAGUUUUAUUGCACAUGUCAAUAUUUAAAGCGGUAGACUGAUGGAUAUUUGAUAAGGCAGUGCAGAUUUGUCAUUUUUAAGAUUAUUGAUGAAAGCAUAAUAUUAUUAUUGUACAUAUAAAUAGAGAUAAAAAUAAAUUGGCAUUAAUUGGUACACUAUUA